Messenger RNA from Plenodomus lingam JN3, 1908 nucleotides. NCBI's taxonomy places the organism in Eukaryota, Fungi, Ascomycota, Dothideomycetes, Pleosporales, Leptosphaeriaceae. The record is from RefSeq and is a predicted model, not a curated record.
AUGGGGGUCACUACAAGCCUUGACUACAGUAGGAGAGGUGAGACUGAGACUACACGGUACACUGAGGAACAGCCAACAUCACAACCUCCACCCCAUAUCUCUCCCAACCUUAACCUCAACCUCAACCUCAACCUCAACACCAACACUCUCCACUUCACUCCACUCCACCCCACCCCACUUCACUGCAAUGCACUUGCUCACAAAACCACAUCACAGCACGGCACACACCGCACCUCUCUCCUUCUCCUCCCUCCUCCCCUCCCCUACCCCUUCCUCCUCCCCCACCCCAGCAGCAGCCGUGGGCGGGCGAAUGCGGCCGCCCUCGGCUGGAGCGGCCACCGAAACGUCUGCAUGCAAAUAUUAACCAUGGCACAGACCUCGCAGAGAGCGGCAAGACAGCCCAAUGCGUGCAGGGAGCUGUGCGAAGCGAACGCUCGACUAGCACGGCAGCCUGCAUCCGACUACGGUUCCUUACUCUACUCCACCUACUCUAGGAAGGAGAACGCGGGGAGCGGGGAGGAAGGCGGCCUGGAUCCUGACCUCAUUCUCGCCUUCCUUGCAUGGCUGACGGAGAAGCGACCUUCCCGUGAUGAGUCGCCCAUGACCUCAAGACCACCUGCCCCCAUGUCGGCGGCUAUAGCAGGCCGCAGCAGAACGCCCGCAAUGCGUCGUCGGUGUGCUUUCCCCGCCGUGCUCGCCAUCCUUGCCCUGUGGUCACCAGACCUAGCGCUUCUGUGUGCAGCCACAAUGUCGGGGCCACAUUCCGACCUGGACAUUCCCCAUGGACUCCAAAUAGGUAUCGUAGGCACUCUACACACACGCACGAAAACGUGGAAGGAUCGGGCAGAACCAUGUCUUGCUGUUGUCAGCCAUCAAAGUGGGGCUGUACAAGCCCCUCGGCUCCUCACCUACCAAUACCGUACCCUUGUUGACGACGUGUCGCGACAGUCUCGUGCAUCAUCCAUCCACCAGAUAUCGCCAGAGAGGAAGCCCGCCUCUCCCUGCGAUGAGACUGCGACGGCAGCGUACAACUCCCAUUGUCUCUUCCCAGUCGAUUUCCGACUUCUCAAAAGGCAUCCGCUAGUCUCGACCUGGUUUCGGUACUGGGAUGAUAUACAUACUUUGUACCUACCAGUGUAUGGGCAGUCUGUACCCAGUCCAUCCACCUCUUUCUUCCGUGACGGAGGCUGCGACAUGCAACAUGCAACAGGGCAACACAACAUGCGCAGGGGAAAUGUCGAGCGUCGUCCAGAGAGGCUGUCGAGCCCAUGUUGGUGGGGACCGACGAAGAUCGGCACAUUUCCCUCAGAGACGCAUGAGGACAGUGUCAAUGUCAGAAUGCGCCCUCUUGGCCCUUGUGAGGGUGCCGCUAACGUCCAACCACUUCGUAUCCAGGAACGCUUCGUGGACCAUGAAUUUUCGACCAAGCGGGUGACACAAGGGUGGCCCGUCUCUUUUCCAUAUCCCUCCCCUGUCCACCAGCAGGAUGAGCGGGGGCCCCUUGUUUGUCGCUUCUCCCAUGUCUUUCGGUCAAAUUAUGACAAGUCCAACCGAGCGAGGACCCCUCACGUGGCGAAGAAACGCACGCUGCGGAGCGACAGCUGUCAUGGUGAGGUUGCUGUCAUGGCCGAAUUGCUGGCCCGCUUGGACGUCACGUGGCAGCCGAUAUCACAUGCAGCAGCGGGGCGGGCUACUUUCCCCAACCCAACUCCUCUUCCCUUGACCUGUGUUGACGUGUGGGGAGAGUUGCCUGGCCUGUAUUCUGUCAUGGCCGUACUGUGGUAUGGCACGAAGCCGACUAGAACUUCAGAUCCUCUCAAGCGUGAAAUCGUAGAGGAGCGGGGGAAUGGCUUGAUUUGCGCUAAGAGUCCGAAGAAACACAGUCCAUUACCGCGCUUGUGUUUGUGA